AUGAAGUCAUACAAAAUCGCAGCCAUCCCCGGUGACGGCAUCGGUCCCGAGGUCAUCGCAGCCGGCGUGCAGGUCCUGGAAGCCCUCAGCAAGACCUUCGACUUUACGCUGGAUUUCACCCAUUACGAUUGGAGUUCUGACACCUACAAGAAAACCGGAUACUACAUACCUGACGGGGGGUUAGACGAGCUACGUCGUCACGAUGCCAUUUUAUUCGGCGCGGUGGGAGCAUCAGACGUACCCGAUCACGUCUCCCUCUGGGGUCUCCGUCUCGCCAUCUGCCAACCCCUCCAGCAAUACGCCAAUGUGCGCCCGACACGGAUACUACGCGGCACACAGUCCCCGCUCCGACGGUGCGGACGCAACGACCUCGACUGGGUGAUUGUGCGCGAGAACAGCGAGGGCGAGUACGCGGGACAUGGGGGCCGAUCACAUCGUGGCUGUCCAUGGGAAGUAGCCACGGAGACGGCGGUCUUCAGUCGGCUGGGCGUGGAGCGUAUCCUUCGGUUCGCGUUCGAGACGGCGCAGCGUCGACCCCGGAAACUGCUGACGGUCGUGUCGAAGAGUAAUGCGCAGCGGAAUGGCAUGGUGCUCUGGGAUGAAGUGGCACAGGAGGUUGGUUGGGAGUUCCCCGACGUAAGGGUGGAUAAGAUGUUGGUGGAUGCUAUGACGACUCGGAUGGUGUUGAAGCCGGAGAGUUUGGAUACGAUUGUGGCUAGUAAUUUGCACGCGGACAUCCUCUCCGAUCUGGCGGCGGCUCUGGCCGGUUCCAUUGGGAUUGCACCGACCUCAAACCUGGAUCCGACCCGGAAAUAUCCCAGCAUGUUUGAGCCGAUUCAUGGAUCCGCCUUGGAUAUUAUGGGUCAGGGCGUGGCGAAUCCAGUGGCGACCUUUUGGACUGCAGCGGAGAUGUUAGCUUGGUUGGGGGAAGAGACGGCGUCGCAACGGCUGAUGGACGCAGUGGAGACGGUCUGUGAACGAGGGAUUCAGACGGUGGAUCUGGGAGGGACCGCGUCGACAGAGGAUGUGACAGCAGCUGUGGUUUCUUUAUUAUCUCAGUAA
Molecule: messenger RNA, 1062 nt
Organism: Aspergillus tanneri
Lineage: Eukaryota; Fungi; Ascomycota; Eurotiomycetes; Eurotiales; Aspergillaceae
Product: putative tartrate dehydrogenase
Exons: 3
Coding region: 1-1062 (353 amino acids)
Molecular function (GO): magnesium ion binding; oxidoreductase activity, acting on the CH-OH group of donors, NAD or NADP as acceptor; NAD binding
Source: RefSeq, a predicted model, not a curated record